AUGUAUUAAUUCUAAGUGCCAAUAGAGGAUAUUAUGGAUUUGCCUCCAAUUGUAGAGGAAAUAUACUUAGGAUUAUCCAUUAAAAUAUUUAUUGAAUUAGAUAAAGUAAAAGAAAUGAUAACUAUUGAUAUAAAUUCUGAAACAAAGAUAUAAGAAUUGAAAGAAAUUAUUCUGAAAAAAUAUCUAAAAUAAUUGAUAAAUAUAGAUUCUUUUGAUCUUUAUUAUGGUGAUCAGAAGAUGGAUAAAUCGAAAUUGAUUUACUAUUAAAUAGAAAAUAAUGCAGUAAUAGAAGUUGUUAAAGCAGGAUAGUUUGAGGGGGAAUAUAUUAAUAUUGUGGUUGAAUGUGGAUAAUUUAAUAAAAUUUAUUAUAUAGAGAUCAAAAAAAAAAGCCGGAUAGGUGAAUUGGCGGAAGAAUUUCGUUACAUGCGUAAGCUUAGAAAGUAGGAGAGGAUUUAUUUUUUAUAUAAUAAUUACGUAAUAGAACAUAAAGAAACCUUUGAUUAUUAUCACAUCAAGAAUAAUGCUACAUUGACGAUGAAAUUUGAGGCAAUGGGAGGAUGCUUUCCUGGUUAUGCACCCAUUACUCUUGCUGAUAAAUCAUAAAGGCCAAUAAAUUAGAUAAAAAAAGGAGACCAUAUAUUAUGUUAUGAUUAUGAAUUAAGAAAUUUUAGAUCUGGAAUAGUGUAAGGAACUACAAAAACUAAACAAACAAUCUAAGUAAUUAGAAUUGAAACUGAAAUAAGAGUAAUUGAAUGUACUGCUGAUCACCCAUUUUAUACAGAAACUGGAUGGAAAGCAUUUUAACCUCACCCUGAUUUCUAAAUCAAUAAUUUAACAUUAGAAGAUAAAUUACUAAAUUAAGAUAAUACUUUUAUUAAGAUUUUGUCCAUCUAAAAAUUGAAUAAAUUUGAUUAUGUUUAUAAUCUGAAUUUGCAAUAUCCAAACAAUUACCUAGCUUUUGGAUUUCUAGCUCAUAAUAUGAAUAUAAUCAAUAUUGUAAUUGAUGAAUAGAACUAAGAAGAAUUUGAAUACUUCCCAGGAAUGCUUAUAUAAUCAAUCAAAGUCUUAAUAUUUAAAAGAAGAGGAAUUCCUAUAGAAAAUUAGAAGUUAUACUUUCAUGAUUAAUUAAUGGAUGAUGAAAAAGCACUUUCAGACUAUCUGGGACCAGAUGAAAAAAUAUGUGAAUUAAAAUUAUAAGUAUUUUUGGAUAAAGAACAAUAACAAUAAUAAAACAAUAUUAUAAAACCAAAUUCAUAAGUAGUUUCGGUUGAUAUCAUAACGAAUACAUCUAGAUAUUAAUUAUUAUUAAGAAAUGGUAUAACUUUAAAUGAGUUAAAAAAAGUCCUUUAUUAUUUUGAAAAUAAAAAGUACAUUAUGAUUGAUGGUAAAUAGUAUACAUCUGAAUUUGAUGAAAAAAAUAUUAAUGAAUUUCCAAAAAUCUAGUAAAUUUUGUUACUCUCUAAAGAAGAGGGAGGAUUGAGUAUAAGUUUUUAUCAAGAGAUUAAUACCAUAGAAUUAAGUAAUGUGUCUGAAUUAAAGUAAAGUCUAUAGUCUUUGAAUUCAGAUAUUAAUUUUGACCAAUAUCUUGAAACUAAGUUAUUAUAAAUAAAUUAGAAUUAAUAGAAAGCAGGAAUUUAUUAGAAAUAUAAACUACAUCAUUUAUUAGCUCUCAUGCUAUGGACAAGCAAUAGAUUAUACAAAUAACUAAACGAGGAUUUAAUGAAUAAUUCUUAUAGAAAAUGGAUAAAAUAUUUAAAGUGUUUAUUUGAUGGUCUAAAAUCUUCAGAGUACUAUGGAGGAAAAGGUUUUAGAGGAAUAAAAAAUUAUUAAAAUAUUCAACAUUACGAAAUAAAGAAAAUAGUUCAAUGGAGAAAUAUAUAAGCUAUUUCAUUAAGAUAAGAAGUAGCCAUGAAUUUUAGCAAUAGCUAAGGAAUGAUAUUUGAAAUUGAAAUAUUGAGCUCUAAGAUUAUUUCUUAAGUUUCAGAAUAUCCAACUGAAUAAGAAGUAAUAAUGUUCCCAUUUUCUACGUAUGAAGUAUUAAAUGUGACAUGCAGGAAUAAUCAACCAGUUGUUGUAUAAAUGAGAGAGAUUUCUCUACCAAGAAAUUAAAAAAAUAUACUCUGGGUAGAUGAUAAUCCAGAGAAUAAUUAUAAAUUUGCAACAAAUUUAGAAAGAUAAGAUGGGCAAUUAUCGAUCAUUUUUUGUAAAUCUACAAGUGAUGCUAUUUUAAUAAUCAACUCUUAUAAAUGGCUACUAUAUUUACAAACAACUUAAUUUAGAAUAGUUUCUGAUAUGGUCAGGAUUGAAAAUCAUAAAACUAAUUAUAUUGCUGGAGUUGAAUUGCUGAAGCGUUUACAUUAAGAAGUUAAUUACAAUGGAGAAAUUUUGUUUUUUGUAUUUGACGUAUAACAAACUGUGAAAAGUUUACAACAAACCAAUUAUCUUAAUUAUUAAGUAACUAAGCAUUUAAAUGUUCUUGAAAAAUUUAUAAGAUUUGAAUGA
Messenger RNA from Paramecium octaurelia, 2502 nucleotides. The record is from the annotation of a GenBank genome assembly. NCBI's taxonomy places the organism in Eukaryota, Ciliophora, Oligohymenophorea, Peniculida, Parameciidae.